UUGUGGGGAGUCACCUUUUAUGAAGCAAUGCCUGCAUAUACCAGCCCAGCACAGAAUCAAAGGUUUACAGCUGAGAAUCAAAGGAUUUUUAAAGUGAUGUUAUGUUGGAGGGGUCUAUAGGAUGGUGAUGUAACAACAACAGUGCAGUGUGAUGGGUGUCAGCACCAGUAUGUGAAGGAUGUUAGAUGGUAAAAGAAGGGAUGGAUGAUUAAGCUGAACUAAGGCAGUAAUGCAACAUCACAGAUGCGACUGCCGCAUCAACACCACCGACAACCGACCGAAUUUUUAAAUUCACAACACCCUGGCCACUGCAUCUUUUUCCUCUCUGCAAAACUCAGCACGGUUUUGUCCCUCGCUGCUUGUCUUCUGUAGUAACGGCAGAUCUGUUAGUUAUGGCUGAGGCUCCCACACAACGAUGCCGGUAUUUCUGUCACUUCUGUUCCUCAGAGAUUCGACCGCUCUUACCGGAUUACACCUGCCCACACUGUAAGUCAGGCUUUAUUGAGGAGUUACCAGAGGAGAGAAGAGAAAAUGCUUUUGCAUCAACCUCCAACAGUGAUCAAACCCGUACUGCUUUUGAGAACAUGGAUCUCCAGCAGUUACUCACACUCUCCUCUGGAUACGGACCCCUGACACUUGGGUUUUUCGAUGACAGUUUUGACUUUCGGACGAGGGUGCCUGCAGAGGACAACAGAGAGACAGAAAACAGGAGAGAACGGGAAAUGGGAUCACGCCAGAGAUACAGCGUGACCGUGAGGCGGGGUCGACACGCUCCUCGAAGACAGGGUACACGGCAAGAAGGAGUGCCCACGUUAGAGGGAAUCAUCCAGCAGUUGGUAAAUGGAAUCAUUGCUCCUACAACCAUUGCUAACCUUGGGAUGGGACUAUGGGGAAUGUUGCACUCCAAUCCAAUGGACUAUGCCUGGGGGGCCAGUGGACUGGAUGAAAUCAUCACACAGUUACUGAACCAGUUUGAGAACACAGGUCCCCCCCCUGCAGAUAAAGAAAGGAUAAAGACGUUACCCACCAUCUCCAUCACGGAGGAGCACGUGGGUGCUGGUUUAGAAUGUCCUGUUUGCAAAGAAGAUUACAGCGUUGAAGAGAGUGUUAGACAACUUCCGUGCAAUCAUCUGUUUCAUAAUGACUGUAUCGUGCCAUGGCUGGAGCAGCAUGAUUCCUGUCCUGUGUGUAGGAAGAGCCUUAGUGGAGAGAACACAGCCACAGACCCACCAGGGUUAGCAGGGAUGAAUUUCUCCUCCUCUUCCUCCUCCUCUUCCUCCUCCUCUUCCUCCUCCUCUUCCUCCUCCUCUUCCUCCUCCUCUUCCCCAACUUCAGUCAAUAACGAAGAAGGCACCAGCAACUCAAACUUGUAGAUUUUU
Cynoglossus semilaevis (tongue sole) is the source of this 1379-nucleotide messenger RNA. RefSeq names its product E3 ubiquitin-protein ligase RNF126-like. Gene Ontology annotation, cellular component: cytoplasm. Gene Ontology annotation, biological process: protein ubiquitination. The record is from RefSeq and is a predicted model, not a curated record. The transcript is spliced from 9 exons. Lineage: Eukaryota; Metazoa; Chordata; Actinopteri; Pleuronectiformes; Cynoglossidae. Bases 393 to 1373 code for a protein of 326 amino acids. Gene Ontology annotation, molecular function: ubiquitin protein ligase activity.